AUGGAAGUGGGAACAACGCUUUCUGCUGUGCAAACACUGUUAGCAAACCUGCAAUUACCACAGCUUAAUGAGAUCAUCAAUGAGUUUCAUCUUGGUGAUCUCCAACACAUAUUAUCUUCCAUCAUUGCUGUUCUCCGUGAUGCUGAGACUAAGUACGAGCACUCCCACGGAGCACAAGUUUGGCUCAAGGAGCUCAAAACUAUUGUCUCUGAAGCAAGUGAUCUGUUCGAUAAGUUUGACGCUCUCGCUGAGCAGAAGCAGCUCCUAAAAGCUAAUAAAAGAUGGUUUCGAUGUUUACAGGCUUACACCCCUCGUAUUGGUUACAAGGAAAUGUAUCAAGAGGCUAAGGAAAUUAAGAAAAAGUUUGAAGAUAGUUGUAAACAUUGUCAAUUAUUAUUUCAGCCUAACCAUCAGCCUGUCAAGCAGAGAAAGGUUGAAAGCUGCUCUUAUGUGGAGGCAGUCAAUAUCGUUGGAAGAAAGGAUGACUUGGAGAAGGUCGUAGGAAUAUUGCUUGAUUCUGAUGUACAACAUGAUGUUUCUUUUCUGAGUAUUGUGGGAAUGGGAGGGAUGGGUAAAACUGCUCUUGCUCAACUUGUAUACAACCAUCCAAGAAUAAUGAGUGCAUUUUCAUUGAGGUUGUGGACUUGUAUCUCUGAUCAAGAUCAGAAAGAACUAGAUGUAAAAGAAAUACUUGGUAAGAUUAUGGGUCGAAAUAAUGAGAAUUACACUACGGAGUGGGUUCAACACCAACUUCGCCAGCAACUAUCAGGCAAUAAAUACUUGCUUGUCUUGGAUGAUGUAUGGACGGAAAAGCAUCAUCAGUGGCAUGCUUUAGUGGCAUUCUUGAAAGGAGGUCAAAGGGGAAGUUGGGUUGUGGUGACUACGCGUUCACAAGAGACGGCCAGAGUUAUAGGAGAUGGUCCAAUGUACAAGCUCCAAAGAUUAUCAGAAGAGAGCUCUUGGCAUUUGUUUGAAAGGAUGGCUUUUGGAUCAGAUCAGUCAACCUCCCCUCCAGAUGAAUUGGUUAAGAUUGGGAGAGAAAUUGUUCAAAUAUGUGAUCAAGUCCCUCUUGCUAUUAGAGAAGUGGGUAGUCUUCUACAUGGUCUUAACCGGAGUGAGUGGCUAUCAUUUAAGGAGAAUGGAUUCACCAGCACGAGAAAGGGCACCCAGGAAAUUAUCUCUAUUUUGAAGCAAAGUUACGAUUGUCUUGAAUCUCCAUUGAAGAAUUGUUUUCGAUAUUGUGCAUUGUUUCCAAAGGAUUUUGAAAUAGAGAAAGAGAUGUUAAUAAGUCUUUGGAUGGCACAAGACUAUAUUGUUCCCUCCUAUAAAGGUCAAACCAUUGAAGAUGCCGGUGAAGAAUAUGUUUCAAUAUUCUUGAAGAGAUCUUUUUUCCAAGACAGUAAGAAAAAUAAAUCAGGUGAGAUUGUAUCUUUUAAAAUGAACAAUCUAAUGCUUGAUGUUGCUCAAAAUGUCGCAAAUAAGGAAAUUUGUACAUCAACUAGCCUCAGUGAUAGCGUAGAUGAAGAAAUUCGACAUUUAUCUGUUGUCAGGGGAGGUCAUAGUAAAUAUUCUUCGGGUAAGACCUAUAUCUAUUCUUAUCUUCAUGUUGGUAAUAAUGGUUUCAAAAUUGAGAAGGUGAACAACGUGUUCUUGAAUUCCCUUAUAGAAAAUUGUAAGUCCCUAAAGGCAUUAGACUUGAGUGGGUUAAUGAUCAACAGGUUGCCGGAAUCAUUAGGUGAAUUGGAACAUAUAAGGUAUUUAAAUCUAUCAGAUAAUAUAGAUCUGGAUGUACUGCCUGUGUCAAUUGCAAAAUUACGUUUUCUUCAAACUAUAGUUUUGAAGCGGUGUCGUACAUUGAAAGGGUUGCCAAAAGAUUUUGUUAAGCUAGUGAACCUUAGGGCGUUGGAUAUAACGAGUUGCUUCAAUAUAACUAGUAUGCCCAGGGGCAUCUCUAAGUUGACUUGCCUUCAUAAGCUAAGUGAUUUUGUAGUGGAUGCAACUAAUGACAAUUAUUCAAGUCGAACUCAAUGUUUUGAGGCGUUUCUAGACUUGAAACCUCUUAGCAACCUUAGAGGAUGUCUAAAUGUACACAUCCGGUGGCCCAAAAAUCCUAUUAUGGCUGUUAAGGAAGACGAUGAUCAGGAAGGAUUAUUUUUGAAGAAUAAGAAACAUCUCAAUGCCUUAAAUUUUCACUUCAUACAUGAGGCUGAUGGAAAGGUUGAUAAUGAGGAAGUAAGAAGAAUAAUGGAUGAACUAGAGCCACAUUCUAAUGUAAAGAGUUUAGAGGUGAAAAAAUACCACGGUUUGAGAAUGCCAGGAUGGAUAGCUUCCCUCCCAAACCUAGUAGAGCUUCAACUUGCAAAUUGCAGGAAGUUGCAAUACCUUCCGUGCCUUGGGAACUUGAUUCAUCUAAAAGUCCUAAAACUUAUAAUGUUAGGUGAACUAGAGUACAUAGGGGAAGAUAAUCCAUCAGAUAAUUCCAGCUCUACACUUGAUCCAGAAUUGUUUAGAGUAGGAAGAUCAUCAUAUUUAACCUGCCUAGAAACACUUGAGCUGAGUAGUCUGCCAAAGUUGAAAGCAUGGAGACCAAGAGGAACGGGAGAUGCUCACCUUUUCAGUCGUGCUUGCAGCGACAAGAAGACGAUACCGUGUUUUUCUCAAUUAAAGUCAUUGUUCUUGUGGAAUUGUCCAGAGCUGAGUUAUAUUCCAUUUUGCCCUAGGGUGGAAGACUUGAAAUUAGUUAAUUUCAACGACAGAUUGCGAAUAAUGGAAAAUAUAGGAAAUUUUGAAGAACUAGGAAAUGUUGCUUCCUCAUCCUCAUCUGCACCCUACAGUGGAGGAUAUAGCCAACAUGGCACCACUCGAAUCAAGAAUGUGGCUAUAUCGAACGUGGGUUGGCUUGGUUUACUGCCAAUGGAGGCUUUCCGAUGUCUGGAAAAAAUGGAUAUAUGGUGUGACAAGGAAGUGGAGAGCCUUAAAGAAGCAGAGCAGUUGUUUCGUAGUUGUUCAUCUUCGCUGAAAGUCUUGAUUAUUCACAAUUGCUGCAAUUUACGAAGUGUUGUUUCAGGAGGAUUGGAGCAUCUCAUUGCAUUGACGGAGUUGCAGUUAAGGAAUUGUGAUCAUUUGAAUCUGUCUGAAGUAGUAGAAGAAAACGAGAGUGAGCACCGAUUCUCUAACCACUCCCUCCAGAUCGUGACAUUGCAAGGUCUUCCACAGCUAGUGAAUAUGCCCAACUGGUUGCAACUUCUGCCUGAUCUCCAAACCAUUGCCAUUUCCUUGUGCAGUCGACUCAAAUCACUGCCGGAUUGGUUGUCUAAACUCACCUCGCUAAGAAAACUUAGAAUUUCGAGCUGUUCAAGACAGCUGGAGAGAAGAUUCAAAGAUUCUCAAGGGGAGGAUUGGCCUUGCAUUCAACACAUCCCAGAUUUUGACUUCCGAAAUUCUUGUGAUUUCAGACAAGGUAUAACCUUGGAGGGCAAGGAUUCUUACAGACGUAGGACAAGUGCAAGUAUGUUAGGGGACCAAUUGGAAACCGUAGGACGUGUGAAAGAAAGCCAAAAAGCAAUCAGAGGUUGCUGCCCUGCACCUGCUCGAACAAGCAGCCAUCAUGCUCGAACGAGCAGGCUUGCAGAUCUUUCUAAUCAAGCACAGAAUUUGAUUGAGCUGAAGGAUGCUGUUUUUGAAGUUGAUGAUCUGUUGGAUGAGUUUUCGACUCUUGCUAAGCAAAAGAAGCUCCUGAAAUCUUGUCAUAGACUCUCUGAAAAGGUGCGCUACUUCUUUUUGAAUUUUAAUCUACAACAUGAUCAUGUUACUUAUAGAAUGCCUAAAGGGGUUGUGAAUAUCAAGAAGUUGGAUGUUCUUGUUUGUAGUAGUCACUUUCACUUUAAGCUUGAUCCUCAGCCUAUCAGGAAGAUAAAAACUGAAACAUGUUCUUCAGUCGAUGCAGGGGAUAGCAUUGUUGGUAUGUUGCUUGAUUCUAAUGUUCAGCAUGAUGUUUCUUUCCUUAAACUUGUAUUUAAUGAUUCAAGGAUCGUAAGUGCAUUUCCAUUGAGGUUAUGGACCUGUGUUUCUGAUCAAGAUCAGAAACAACUGGAUGUGAAAGAAACUCUUGGCAAGAUUUUAGGCAAGAAUUAUAUUGAUUCCACCGUGGAUUCGGUGAAAAGCCAACUUCGUGAACAGCUAGCGGGAAAGAAAUACUUGAUUGUCUUGGAUGAUGUAAUGAAACUGAAGUGUGCUGCAAUGUGGAGUAUCAAAUGUACGCAGUUGAAUAAGUCAACUCCAGUUUCAUGUUCUUCCAAAGUAGGACGGACAAUACAGUAG
Messenger RNA from Amaranthus tricolor (Joseph's coat), 4320 nucleotides. Its product is annotated as disease resistance protein RGA2-like. The transcript is spliced from 4 exons. The coding region runs from base 1 to 4320 and encodes 1439 amino acids. The record is from RefSeq and is a predicted model, not a curated record. Lineage: Eukaryota; Viridiplantae; Streptophyta; Magnoliopsida; Caryophyllales; Amaranthaceae. Gene Ontology annotation, biological process: defense response to other organism. Gene Ontology annotation, molecular function: ADP binding.